Messenger RNA from Salvia miltiorrhiza (redroot sage), 1566 nucleotides. Its product is annotated as 60S ribosomal protein L2, mitochondrial-like. The transcript has 4 exons. The coding region runs from base 122 to 1138 and encodes 338 amino acids. The record is from RefSeq and is a predicted model, not a curated record. Gene Ontology annotation, cellular component: ribosome. Gene Ontology annotation, molecular function: structural constituent of ribosome; RNA binding. NCBI's taxonomy places the organism in Eukaryota, Viridiplantae, Streptophyta, Magnoliopsida, Lamiales, Lamiaceae. Gene Ontology annotation, biological process: cytoplasmic translation.
AUUUAAAAUCAAUAGCGCAACGCCGCGCCGCUACUCUUCACAAAAAUUUCUCCCUCAAGCUGCUUCUUCUUCUUCUUCUUUAUUUCUCGUCGGCGCUUUUGAUCGUUAAACACACUACGUCAUGUCCGCCGCCGCUAGAACAGUCUUCCGUUCCGUCUCUACGUCCGCUCGCAGUGCCACGGCGAGACUAUCCGCCUCCAUUUUCAGGUCUCCUGUAGAGACGAGCAGUUUUAGCGAUGCUUCGAUUUCGCCGCACCGCGGUCAAUUCGGGAAUGUAGAUGGAAGAAACUUCUCAACGAAGACGAGGAGAUUUCGAUUUGAGCGCAGAAUCGAUCUGAAACGAAGCACUUCGGCCACUGGAAUCGUGGAAAGGAUAGAGUACGAUCCUAAUCGAACUUCUCGGAUUGCUCUAGUACGAUGGGAAGGUGGAGAACUCCAGAGAAAAUCCAACGCGGCGGAGGAUUUCACGCUGCCAGCGAAGAGUCUCGAAUCCACUGCCGCCCCCGCCAGCGGCGCGUUCGCCUUCUCCUCCCUGCCGGGGUUGGUGGAUGACAGAAGCGCAGAUUACUCUUCUAUUGGAGAAAAGAAGCAAACUACGAAGUCUAAAUAUGUAACGGUUGGAGUGCCUUCUUCGUCGAAGAGCCGCUUCACUAUUGAAGGUUCAGGGAGCAAAAUAACUAGUGCAAAGGAUGUUUUCGUCUCUGCUUUCUCCACAAAGGCCAAGGGAGAGAAUGCAGGUAGCUCUGAUGGUUUCCCAAGGAUAGCGGUAGCUGGGUCAAGGCCGGCUUUCUUCGUCUUAGGAGAGAAAGAGGAAGUAGGAGGGAAGGACACGUUCUCUCUUGGAGAGGUGCAGAAGUGGAAGAAGGAUAGCAGUCGAUGGAUGCAUAGGAUCAAGCGUAAAGGGGCAGUUUCUUGGUCUAGUAUGAUGAGUCAAGAGAAAUUAGGGCUUAAGGGGUUGAAGAAUGGUGGCAAGGCGGCGAAGAAUGGGAAGCUCGGUGAUGAUCGUGUUCCUGUCACUUACAUCAUAGCCAGUCAUCAAUUGGCAGAGGGCAACUUGGUGAUGAAUUGGUCCGGAGCUGCGACUAGCAGCUCUUCUCAAUAUGCCCAGUAUGGUUUCUCCACACAGGAGGGGUAUUAGAAAUGGACCAAAGGCUUUGAAACCUGUCCCAGUAAUAAUCAAGUGCAAGGUAUGCGGCCGUGUCAAGCUACCUCACUUCUUUUGUUGCGGUGGGAUCAAGCCAAAUCCUGAAGAAAAUAACAAUUAGAACUGCCUUAUGUAUUCUUGAUAUGCAAGAGGAAAUCUGAUCUACCGUGCAGGUUAUCGCUUAGAUUUGGCUGUCAUCAUUUUUAUCAAUUGGGAGAGAUUAUGUCUUCUGGCCUGUGAUUUCUACUGCUGUUAGUAGACAACUCUGCAGUUGUUGAUUAGGAUGAGGUUCUCUGCUCAGUGCUGAAUAAUAAUGCUUAUGUUAAAUUUUGGGCUCUCUGUUCUGAUUUAUAAAGCGAUAUUUUCUUGCUGCUGAUAAAUUUUGGAGGAUUAUUGUAUUUUAAUUUUGGUUUUAAUUUUCA